Molecule: messenger RNA, 3431 nt
Organism: Porites lobata
Lineage: Eukaryota; Metazoa; Cnidaria; Anthozoa; Scleractinia; Poritidae
Source: the annotation of a GenBank genome assembly
CAUAAACGCUCUUACAACUCCGCUUACGACUCCGACUCCGUUGCUGGUGAACCGCUAUACCAGCCUUUUAGUCCCAUGAGUGGGCAACAUCAAUUUUCUCCUAAUAAUUAUCCAUACAUCAUCGAGAGAAAAGGUUAGAAGAAUUCAUAAAAUAAUCAUCAAAGGGAAAGGGCUUUGAUCUUUCAUCAAAAUCUCUCAAUUAAUUCUUGAUUAAAAAUGGAGUUCAGUCUGGUGAAUUUGAAGGUGGAUAUUGGCGCUCUAGGAUAUUACCUAGUGUAGGGGUGGGAGGAGAAGAAAGUUUGUUGAUUUGUCUACAAAAGAUAUUUUACCUUACCUCCCCCUUGUUAUGUAAAACCCCUCCUUUCACUUUACUUGUGCUUUUUUCUAAUCCAUGGAGAGACUGUCUAAUCCUUCUAAUCCUGCAAGGCUUCCAGGCCCGUAACCAGGAUUUUAUAUGGGGGGGUGCUAACUAGUCCAAAGUGGACCAAACUACCGAAAUGUAUAUUUUAUUGUCUGAUCCGUUUAUUUAGGAAAGUAGCAAUAUAUGAGAAAUUGUAAUGGCAAAGUACACGGUAGGAACUGAAUAUUACAUUUGUCGAAUACAACUGUUUGAAUAAAGUUAUAAAGGAGUAAUUUUAACGCUGUCGAAUGAUACAUCAAAAUACUGCGGAACUAAUCCCUCAGAAUAACCGUACAGGGACUAGGCAUGGCAAUGUCUACCGUAGCAUCAGAGAAAAACAGGGAAUUGUUGUUUAUCGACAACAUGUUUUACAAACAGUGACAUCUCUGCGUGUUGUUUCACUAGUAUUUCGAGGGCAUGACCUCCUGAAAAUCACAAAUAGUAAUCGCCAGCAAGAAGCCAGAUUUUUGCUAUGGAAAAAAACUUGAUUAUUUGAGAGAGCGGCGGAAAUGGAGCCUAGGUCUAGGUCAACACCUAAAAGGCGCUUGGCCUAACGUGCGUACGGCGUCAAAGGUAGCCGGGAAAUAAAAAAAGCAACCAUAAUCGAGUUUAGCACCUUCCUUAAAAUAAACAAAUCUAGGAAACAAUUUCUUUUACGGUUAACUCUUUUUUACCCUGUUUACGGCUAACGGUUAAAAUUUUUCAAUUUUUACGGCUAUCUACUAAAUUUUUGGCCGCUUUACGUCUAUCCCUCUUCUAGACCCUCUUUGGAAAGAGAUCAUCAUCGCACUCCUUAAGAGCUUUGGCUGCUGUAUUUGGCCUGUGCAAAAGUGUGCGCACGUUAAUUUCAUCUUUCAUAUAGAUACGCUGGGACAUCUGUGCGCUCAUUGAAAUGUUCUGAAUGGCUCGGGCUACUAGAGUGCAGCUGGUUUUAUUUUCCCGGUGAAUACACUACUGCUUUUUCCAUUCUUUGAUUUUGUUUAAAUAUCACUGUUAAGUUUGAAACUUCAGUUUAACCGACUGCACUCCUUAAACUGGAUAUUGAGUAUCAAAAUGCGGACCUUUAAGGCCUGUGGGGGGGUGCGAAUGCACCCCGUGCCCCCCCCUAAAACAAAUGUUUCCUUUUUUACCACCUGUCGCGUCGAACAGAAGGCAAAUCUUGUCAGCGGAAAGCUCGCGAGAUUAUGCGCAAUGGUUUCAUCUUUCAUAUCCGGUGGAGGCGAGAGAGGCUUUUACAAUUUUUUUUUCAAAAGUGUUUUCGUGUCAUUUGGACCUGUAUAUCGACUUCAUGAUGAGUUGUUUAUCGUGGGGACCAAUGCAGGAAUCUGACAUGCAACAGUUUUGCGUGGAAAUGAUGAAACGGCUCGACGUUCAACGAAGGAACGAGCAGUUCUGUGAUGUGGUUCUUGAAGUUGGCUCUGGUAACGAUCAAGCUCGCUUUAAAGCACACAGAAUCGUUUUAUGUGCAGGAAGUCCGUUCUUCUACAAUGCUCUUAACAGCGACAUGAAAGAAAAGAAAGAGGGAGUCAUUCGAUUGGAAAACACAAGCAAAGCUGUGAUGGAAGAAUUGUUAGAAUAUCUUUACACAGGACACGUUGACGUCACGCAACGCAACGCAUUCGAUCUUCUAGAAAUAGCUGAUUUUUUCGUCAUUCCAAGUCUGAAAGCGGAAUCAAAUAAGUUUAUCGCACGAACAUUGUCUUCUUCGAACUGUUUAAUGGCAUAUUAUUCAGCUGUUAAGUAUCAGUGCACAGAAUUACAAAUGGCAGCGAGGAAUUUUAUCUGUGAAAACUUUAUGAGCGUGGUCGUGCAGGAAGAUUUUCUGAAUUUAAGCAUGGAAGAGGUGAAAGAGUGGAUUUCAAGUGAUGAAAUCAGGGUAACAGGAGAAGAAGACGUUUUCCAGGUUAUUGUAAAAUGGUUAGAAGGGAAAGGAUGCGUCGAACGUAAGACAUUUUUCGAAUUAUUUCGUCAUGUUCGCCUGGUUCACAUGUCACGCAAUUCUGUUUUCAAGGAAAUUUUACGGCAUCCUUUGGUGAGGGACGAUAACACAUGCACAGCAUUCGUCUUAGAUGCAAUGGAAGAUGUUUCAUCUGGCUCUGAAGAGUGUUAUUUUGCCCAAUCACCAAGAAACUGCCUGAAGACAGCAGAAGAUUGUCUUGUCAUCACUAGAAAAAACUUAACAGUCUGUUACCUUCCCACAGAAAACAGGUGGUAUGAGCUGGCACACCAGUCUGAGAAUAUAUAUUUAUAUACUAUGAGUGCUUGUCAUGGUAAACUCUACAUCAAUAAUGGUGAGAAUCGGCAAAUUGAGAGAUAUGACCCAGCAGUUAAUUCUUGGGCGCCUGUUACAUUAUAUGGUGAUGGUCCACUACCUCUUCGUGGGGUAGCUCUUGUUAAUUUCCAAGGGUUUUUGUAUGUGAUUGGUGGAAAAAUAGGAAAUGAGCCUGCAAACUGUGUUCAUAGGUACAAUCCUGACACAAACCUGUGGCAGGAGGUAGCACCCAUGAGCAUUUCCAGAUCUGAACUUUCCGCGGUAGCUGACAAAGACACAAUGUAUGUAAUUGGCGGUCGAACAGAACAUCAGUUACUGGAUGUGGUAGAAAAAUUUGACGUCAAAACAAAGUCUUGGUGUAGAGUUGCUUCAAUUCUGGAAAAGAAAACCCGCCCUCAUGGAGUUUUGUUAAGGGGUAAAGUGUUUUUAUUUGGAGGCUUGAUGAGCCUUAAUAAUUAUUCAUCAGAGCUAUUUUCGAGCAUCAUUGAAGUCUAUGACCCAGUGUCAAACACAUGGACAGCCAUUCAGAGUACAUCUGCACCGAAGCGCUGUUUUAAUGCCACAAGUUUCAAAGGAGCUGUUUUUGUGACUGGUUUGUGGGACCAAGAAAGUUCCGAUGGUUAUUUCUUAAGGGUUUAUGAUAUUGACAAGAAUGAGUGGGCGCCUUGUGCAAUGUUUCCUUAUAUCUAUUAUCCAGGUGCUAUGGCGGCUCUCAGAAUUCCAAAAGAAAUUUUGAAAACUUGCAAAGUUUUGGCAUAG